This is a messenger RNA of Candida dubliniensis CD36, 645 nucleotides long. RefSeq lists its product as uncharacterized. Bases 1 to 645 code for a protein of 214 amino acids. The record is from RefSeq and is a predicted model, not a curated record. Gene Ontology annotation, biological process: regulation of signal transduction. Gene Ontology annotation, molecular function: protein phosphatase inhibitor activity. The transcript has a single exon. NCBI's taxonomy places the organism in Eukaryota, Fungi, Ascomycota, Pichiomycetes, Serinales, Debaryomycetaceae.
AUGUCUGAUACUAGUCCAAAAGGAAUAUUACGUAAUAAGCCAGAAGGUUAUGUUGAGGAGACACAAUUCCCUGAUAAGUUAGAUCGUAAAGAAGUGAUUAAGAACACUAGGUUGAAUGCCCAAUUGGCAUCAGAAAGUUCUAAAGGUGAUGAAAUCAGAGCAAAGAUUGCUGAGAAGAAAAAGGAACAAGGGUUACAUUCAGCAGAACUACCUGAACAUUUGAAAUGGGAUGAAAUAAAUUUGUACAAAAAUGAACAAGAGAAGAGUGCUACUAUGAAAAUUGAUGAACCUAAAACACCAUACGAAGGAGGUUUUAACCCUGAAGGAGAGUAUUAUAGGGAGGAUGACGACAACGAAGGUAAUGGAAAUGGUGAAGUGGACGAUAUUCCUGCUUUUGAAUUAGGGGAAGGAGAAUUUGACAAAUUACCUCAUGAAACUCUGGGUUCUCUCCAUGGUAGUCGAGUGAUUAAAGAUACCAAUCACCAGGAGAAAGAACAGGAUGAAGAAGAUGAUUCUGGAGAAAAGGAAUUGACAGCAGAAGAGAAGCAUAGAAGGUUUGAAGAAAUGAGAAAGCAACAUUAUCAUAUGAAAGGGUUACCAUUGAGACAAAAAAUAGAAAUACCGGACGAAGACGAUGAAGAGUAG